Aphanomyces astaci is the source of this 1038-nucleotide messenger RNA. RefSeq lists its product as hypothetical. NCBI's taxonomy places the organism in Eukaryota, Oomycota, Saprolegniomycetes, Saprolegniales, Verrucalvaceae. The transcript is spliced from 4 exons. The record is from RefSeq and is a predicted model, not a curated record. The coding region runs from base 1 to 1038 and encodes 345 amino acids.
AUGACAUACCAACAACCAAGUGACGACGACCGGUCGUCAGUUCCAGAGCUAGCGUUUCGAAGUCCGCAAUUGACACCAGCCCAAGUGGAACACUUCCAAGCGCUCGCCGAUGCGACCGUGGCCAAAUUGGUGCGCCACUCAGAGUUACAAGACUCGUCCAUUUCCUGGGUUCGAGCCAAGAGGACAGUCGACGGAGUCCAAAUGUUCAAAGGCACCGACGCCCAAGCUCCGUUGGGCACUCGGACAGAAGCGUGGACGACCGAGUUGUUCGGUUCAGUUGACAACGUAGCUGGUAUGUUCAAGGCGGACGUUGCCGACGCAGACAACUUCCGCGCAUGCCACGCCCCGCAUCAAUUCCAAGCGGUGGACGGUCGACGCCUGUACUGCCUGGACAACACGCCACGUCAGUACAUUGGUGUACACUACGUCGUGACGGAGCUUCCGUGUGUGUUGCCCUUCAAACGGCAAUCGAUUGUCAAGUUUAGGGAUUGGUGCUUCCUCGAGACGCACGCGCACUUCAACUUGGACGACGGCCGACAGGGUUGGGUCCGAGCAUUUGCGUCGGUGGCGCUGUCUUGUUGCCCGGACGUUGGAGUUGCCAUGGACGUCGUUCGCGGGGUCAUCCAUUUCGGCGGGUUUGUAUUUAUCGCCAGCUCAACCCGACCGGAUUACAUUCACGUGACACAAGUGCAGCAACUCGACUUUAACGGCAAACUGCACAACAAUCCCCUCGGCGAUCUGUUGGUCAAACUCGACUUUCAACGACGUGCCAAGGCUAUGGCCCAGCUGGACGGGUUACUACGGGGCUACCGACUUGGCUUAACCCCCCUCCCGCCCGUCCUAGCGGCUACCCCUCGCCACUUCGGCCACACUUGCGCCCACUGCCGCGCCAAGUUUGGACUGCUCGUGCCGAGCGACCUCUGUCGUAAAUGCGGGCUCGUCCUGUGCGUGAAAUGCACCAGAGUGUGGACAUUACGAGACAUAGUAGGCCGGUUGCAGCUACCCCAACGAGCGGAGUACAUCGCAUCCGAAGCCUAA